AUGGUGCUGGUCUCAGCCGUACGGGAUUACAUAAGCCGGAUGUUGCAGGACAUCUCCGGCAUGAAGGUUCUCAUCCUCGAUUCCCACACGGUUAGUAUAGUGAGUGUGGCGUAUUCGCAAUCCGAGCUUCUUCAGAAAGAAGUGUUUUUGGUGGAAUUGGUUGACUCCAUUUCCAAGUCCAGAGAAUCCAUGUCUCAUCUCAAAGCCGUUUACUUCCUUGCACCCACUUCAGAGAAUAUCCAGUAUUUGCGCCGGCACUUGGUUGGUCCUAGGUUUGGAGAGUAUCACCUGUUUUUCUCCAACAUAUUGAAGGAUACCCAGAUUCAUAUUUUAGCUGAUUCAGAUGAGCACGAAGUUGUGCAGCAACUUCAGGAGUUCUAUGCAGACUUUGUUGCCAGCGAUCCUUACCAUUUCACUUUGAAUGUGCCAUCAAAUCACAUUUAUAUGCUCCCAGCAGUUGUAGAUCAUUCAAAUUUGCAGCGCUUCUCUGAUCGAAUUGUUGAUGGAAUUGCAGCUGUCUUUUUGGCAUUAAAACGAAGACCUGUUAUUCGUUAUCAAAGAACAUCUGAUAUUGCGAAAAGGAUUGCACAGGAAACAGCAAAGCUGAUGUACCAGCAGGAAAGUGGACUUUUUGAUUUCAGACGAACAGAAAUUUCUCCAUUGUUGCUGGUAAUUGAUAGGAGGGAUGAUCCUGUAACCCCAUUGCUGAAUCAGGGACCUAUCAGACAACAAAGUGGACUUAAGAACCAUUGGCAAAUUUCCAAAGGAUCAACAGGAGGUUGUGCUAUCAUCAGAACAAGAUGGUUUUUUCAAAAGAACAUGUACGAGAACUUUGGUGAUAUUGGGAUGAACAUCAAGCAGUUGGUUGAUGAAUUUCAGCAAAUUUCGAAGAGUAACCAGAACAUUCAGACGAUAGAGGACAUGGCCAAAUUUGUUGACAAUUACCCUGAGUACAGAAAGAUGCACGGAAAUGUUUCAAAGCAUGUGGCACUGGUUACAGAAAUGAGCAAACUAGUUGAAGAGAGAAAACUUAUGUUAGUUUCACAGACAGAACAGGAGUUGGCUUGCAAUGGUGGGCAGGUGGCAGCUUUUGAGGCGGUGACAAAUCUAUUAAACAAUGAAAGUGUAUCCGAUAUCGAUCGCCUACGACUUGUCAUGUUGUAUGCUUUGCGCUAUGAGAAGGAAAGCCCUGUGCAACUGAUGCAAUUAUUUAACAAACUGUCUUCUAAGUCUGCCAAGUACAAGCCUGGGGGGGUUGAGAAUGUGUACACACAACACCAGCCUCUUCUCUUCCAAACUAUGGAAAGCAUCACCAAGGGACGACUGAGAGAUGUGGACUACCCAUUUGUUGGAAAUCACUUUCAGCAGGGCAGGCCUCAAGAAGUUGUGAUUUUCAUUGUUGGAGGAACAACAUACGAGGAGUCUCGCUCUGUAGCUUUACAAAAUUCUAUGAAUACUGGAAUUCGUUUUAUACUUGGUGGUUCUGCGAUUCUCAAUUCUAAGAGGUUCUUGAAAGAUUUGGAAGAAGCUCAGAGAGUAGCUCGGAUUAGCAAUGCCGUCUGA
Molecule: messenger RNA, 1563 nt
Organism: Prunus armeniaca (apricot)
Lineage: Eukaryota; Viridiplantae; Streptophyta; Magnoliopsida; Rosales; Rosaceae
Source: the annotation of a GenBank genome assembly